Molecule: messenger RNA, 5038 nt
Organism: Heteronotia binoei (common prickly gecko)
Lineage: Eukaryota; Metazoa; Chordata; Lepidosauria; Squamata; Gekkonidae
Gene: CEP170B
Product: centrosomal protein 170B
Exons: 19
Coding region: 34-4980 (1648 amino acids)
Molecular function (GO): protein binding
Source: RefSeq, a predicted model, not a curated record
GGAUGGUGGAAAGCUGAAGCACCAAAUGCCAAAAUGAGUGUGACGUCUUGGUUCUUGGUGAGCAGCGCUGGCAUCCGACACCGGCUUCCCCGGGAGAUGAUCUUUGUCGGCCGAGAAGAUUGUGAACUGAUGCUCCAGUCUCGCAGUGUGGAUAAGCAGCAUGCGGUCAUCAACUACGACAAGGAGAAAGAUGAGCAUUGUGUCAAGGACCUGGGAAGCUUAAAUGGGACUUUUGUGAAUGACGUACGGAUCCCCGACCAGAAAUACAUCACGUUGAAACUGAACGACGUAAUCCGCUUCGGCUACGAUGCUAACAUGUAUGUGUUGGAACAGAUCCAACACAAGGUCCCAGAAGAAGCAUUAAAGCAUGAGAAAUACACCAGCCAGCUUCAGAUGAGUUUUAAAGGAAUGGCCAUGAAACGGGCGGAGCAGCUGAUGGAACAUGGUGGAGAGACCGAAUCGCCACAAGCCAAGCUGGAGAAAGGUGACAAGAAAGCAGUUACAGAGACGACAACGAGUACGUACCGCACGCCCCUUUAUGGCCAGCCAUCAUGGUGGGGUGAGGAUGAUGCCAAUAAUAAGUUGGAGACCUCGGAUGAUAGGAGGCAAGAAGAACAUUAUUCAGAAAGAACAAAAGAAAUAGUCCAACACGAAGAAGAAAUCAACGGUAACAUCAGUGGCUACAGAGAUUCUCAAGGCGACUCCGUGUAUGCCUUCCGGAGAGAACCCAGUUAUUUCGAAAUCCCGACAAAAGAAUUCCAGCAGCCGGUGAAAUCUCCAGAGGCGCAAGUCCACGAGAUCCCCACCAAGGAUGUUGACGCGGCAGUGCUGCCUGUCGUGCAAAGCCAUGCCUCUUUCACCAUUGAGUUCGACGACUGCACUCCGGGCAAAAUCAAGAUAAAAGAUCACGUAACUAAAUUUUCACUCAGGCAGAGAAGGAACCUCAGCAAGGAAGCUGGCCACACCGAGAUGAUUUCGGUGGAGAACAAAGUGGCCGACUGGCUGGUACAGAAUGACCCCUGCCUCAUGAGAAGGCAGGCGGUGGGAGAUGAUGUCUACAGCACCAAAAGCGACCUCCCGGUGCACGUGAGAACUCUGAAAGGUAACAGACACGAAGACGGAACACAGAGCGAUUCGGAAGACCCAGUUGCACCCAAACCUGAAAAGGAGUCAGCUGUCCACGACCACAUGGGCGAGCAAUCCAAACUCCAGCGGCAAAUUCGGCGCGACCCUCAGGAAAUGCUUCACAACCAGCAAGCGUUCGUCAUCGAGUUCUUCGACGAUGACACGCCUCGGAAGAAGAGGUCGCAGUCUUUCACGCACAGUGGCCACGCCACCCAGAAUGAAGUGGAUGCUGCCCUGAAGACCAAGGUUGAGAAACGAAAAAUUACCGUCCCCGCUGAGAAACCAGGGAGUUCAGCACCAUCAUCAUACCUGGCCCCUGGAGGAACGAAAGGGCCAAGCCCUUUCAACACUCCACGAGCUGGCUCCUUUAAGAGGGAGAAGACAGAGGAACGGAUCAGCUCUUCCUCAUCCUCCACGUCAAGGUCUUCAGUAAAAAAUCAUGGCAGUGCCGGGCGGAAGUCAAAAAUUGCACAGGAUUUUGCUGCCGAAUGCCUGAAAGAGAGCUCUCAAGCCGUGAAAGCUGUGGAGAAGCCGCCUCCUAUGCCUGCACCGCUCACCCCACGGGUGGUAGUACCCUCACCACCUGAAACCGUCCCUGCGCCUAUUGUCGAUCCUAACUUGGUCAAAGCUAGGAAGCACGAGGAAGAGGACAGCUUGAGUGAAACAGGCACAUACACCAUUGAGACCGAAUCGCAAGAUAAAGAAGUGGAAGAGGCUCGGAAAAUGAUCGAUCAGGUUUUUGGUGUUUUGGAGUCUGCUGAAUUGUCCAAAAUGUCUUCGCCAGCCUUCAGGCCAGUGAUUAAAGGCGAAAAAGAAGAACUGGGGGCCCAUCAUUUGAUCAAUGAAAACGGCUCAAGCCCAAGGGUGACUAUGAUGCAGGUCAUUGCGUCCAAAGUGGCAAGCGGACAACACAUAGAUACGCAGCUUCCACCAGCAUCUCAAGGUGGCCAGAAAUGGGUGUCCAGAUGGGCAAGCCUGGCAGAUAGCUACACAGACACAGGAUCUGCUCCAGGACUUGGAGACAUCCAGCAGCAGGGCUCCCUUUCUCAGGCUGGCGCUGAAAAGGAUUCUGUUCCAAAAAUGGGAGAAUCGGAGACCUCUGUGGCUUCACGGACAAGGCGCCUUCUUCCUCAGCUCCCACCGGGGGACAAGCCUGAAAGUCCAACUCCGCCCAUUUUGAUCUGCCCGGAUUCCUAUUCUGAUGCUUCUCCAAGGAACGCUGCGAAUGAUCCCAGGGCAGAAAUCUACGUUGAUCCUUCCGGUCGGCUGCUCAUUCAAGAAGAUCUGGACCCUGACAGCCUUAGCGAUGCCAGCAAAUCUGACGACGGUUUUGGCUUGGACAAAGGAAGGAAAUGCCAAGACAAGCAGGAGCAAGUGAGGCCUGAGCAUGGAAAACCCCAAAACCGUCAGCAAGCUGUCCCCAGGCUGUCAAGCCUGAGAGCUUCAAGUGAUCCAUUGUCCACCUCGUUUUAUAUCGGGGACGAGGAGGAGGCAGGAGUUCCUUCCAAGCUUUCCCCAAGCGCCUCUCAUUCUCGAGCAGACAAAGAAGACGCUGCCUUCCCGCCUGUCAAGACAGCUGUUAAAGGCAUUAGCAAUAGCUAUGUCAGCUCAAAUGGAAAAAUGGUCAUUUCCUUACACUCGAGUCUUCCUGUUCAAGAACAAGGAGCAGCCACGAAAGAAAGCGCGUCCUUUGUCCGGCAAGAAAGUUUUACCAAAGAGAAAUCCAGCAGCAGCGUUUCUCAAAACAGGUUGCCUCAUAUUUCUAGCCACCCUCUGCUUAAAGAUCUCGACGUGGCGCGAGCAAACCGCAUGGACUAUAAUCCGGACACUCAUCUUCUUCUUAAAGACACGGAAACGGCUCUGGCAGCCCUGGAGGCCAAAUUACUCUGUCAAACACAGCAGCUCGAUGCUCCAGAAAGUACGCCAGGGCCGUUGGAUGACUCCUUAUCUGGGGACUCUGACGUGGACACGGCAAGCACUGUAAGCUUGGUCAGCGGUAAAAACGUCCCCACCCACCCGCCAAAGCGUAAAGCUGCGACGGCCUCACCAAAAGAGAAAUCCUCUUCUGCACUGUCGAUCCAAGAGCAGAACGUUCAACCAAGCGCACGCGAAAGGCUUUCGGAGAAACGCAAGACCGUUCCAUCAGAGUCGGGAAACAAAGGGGAAACGACAAAGCGCUUCCAAGUCAAGCGUUGCGCAGGGACUGGAGGGUCUCAGGAUUAUACAGAUGAUGAACGCUGUACCAGCCUCCCCUACCUGCCAGUGACCGAAACCGUCUCCUCCGAUCAAGAACAGUCCAUCUCGAGGCCUCUCACCAAAAAGAAGCCUUUCUCGCAGGCCACCAAAGAAGACUACAGCAAAGUCACUCCGACGGUGCAGAAGAUCCAGCAAGUUCUCACGAGGUCCAAUAGCUUAUCUACCCCGAGACCGACGAGAGCCUCGAAACUUCGGCGCGCCCGAUUGGGGGACACCUCAGACAAUGAGAGCGCUGACACCGAGAAAACGACGUCUCACCCUGAAGGGACGGCAGCAUCUCCCAAACCGCCUGCUGAGCCCAAGAAGCUUUCAAGGCUCGACAUCCUCGCCAUGCCAAGGAAACGGGCAGGAUCCUUCAAUGUUCCGAGUGAUUCGGAGAGCACACCGCCAAGACCAACCUUCUCGGGGCGCAGUGCAGAGUCGUAUUACGCCACCCGAAAGCCGCCUGUCUCAGAAGCCAGAAAUGCUGCUAGAAAGACCGCAGCGGCAAUAGCUACCUCCAAGCAGCCUUUCACCAGAACGCGCCCCAGCAGUAUCAAAUAUUCGUCUUCUUCCACUUCGAGGCGGCGGCAGCAGGGUUCAGAUUAUACCUCUACUUCCGAGGAGGAGUAUGGCUCAAACCACAGCUCCCCUAAACACAAACGCUCCCAUACUUCAACAGCCACCCAGACGCCCAGGCCGCGAGGUGCCGGCCUGAGCAAACAGAAGCGCAGCAGCAGCCGAGAGACAGAAGAGGAAGAUUAUGACGAACGCGACCCCUACAACUUCAUUGCGCAGACGGCGGAGAUCGCAGAAAUAGCCAGAUUAAGCCAGACUUUGGUGAAGGACGUUGCGAUCCUGGCUCGAGAGAUUCACGACGUUGCUGGGGACGGUGAUUCCCAGAGCUCCUCGGGACCUAGCACUUCCCUCAGUUCUGUGCCGAAUACCCCCGCUUCUACCAUAUCAGCCAGGGAAGAGUUUCAGCUGGACUUUUUAUUACCUCUGGUGCAGCACAUCCCCGAAGCGAGCCUGAACUACCAGAAGGUGCCUCCCGGAUCGACGGGGUUCAGCGAUUUCGACCAAAACAUGAACGAUAGCCGGGAAGAGGAUCUCACGAGAAAAACCAGGAUGAGGAACAGGGAUGAGGUAAUUUUUGACAACCUGAUGCUCAACCCAGUCUCCCAGUUAUCUCACACCAUCCGUGAAAAUACAGAAACCCUGGCUGAGAAAAUGAAGCUCCUUUUCCAGAAUACCGAGCGGACGUGGGAGGAGAUGGAGGCCAGAAUUAACUCUGAAAAUGAAGUGCCAAUUCUGAAGACCUCAAACAAGGAGAUCAGCUCAAUUCUGAAGGAGCUAAGAAGAGUCCAGAAACAACUUGAAGUUAUAAACGCCAUCAUCGAUCCCAGCGGAAACCUGGAUAUGAUCGCCAAUAAUAAAACCUCUUCUAUGACCACCCAAUCCGCGGCAGCUAAAGUCAGGACUGCUAAUAGCCUUUCUGGGUCCCCGAUGGAGGCGUUGUCUCCCAUUAAGAAGAGGAAUUACGUGCAGAAAUCGAACUUUGGCCCUUCUAAUCUGCAGGAUGCAAGCUUUGUUCCAGAUGGGGAGAAAUAUGUGAUCUAAAUAGAAUAUUUUCUAUCGCUUAUCCCUCUUGUAUGUAACUUAAACUGUGGUGUUAGUA